UGAAUAUCAAUGGCGCAGUAAAAACGGUUGCUAUGGUGAUAAAAACAUUGUAAAACGUAAACACCGAAAUCGUGAAUAUUAUUCAGUUAAUUUGUUUUAAAUAUUAAUAAAAAUGGAUAUGACAAUGCAAAUUAAAGAUGGACAGUACACAAAAACUAUUUAUACUAUGAUUAAGGAAGCGAGAUACGACGAAGCAAUCAAGGCUCUCAAUGACGCCAUCAACUUCAGUCCAAACAGAGCUGGACUGUCUCUCCUCGGAUUCUGCUACUUCAGGACACAGUCAUUCCUUGAAGCAGCCAAUUGCUAUGAACAGCUAUCAGCUAUGCAUCCCGACAUACCUGAGUACAAGCUCUAUUUUGCACAAGCACUCCACGAGGCUUCUAUGUACGAUGAGUCUUAUAAAGUUACAAUGCAAAUCACAGCGCCUUUACUUGAAAGAAAGGUCAUAAAGUUACAAUCUGCCAUCAAAUACGGUGAAGAAGACACAAUUACUGCAAAAGGACUCGUGGAUUCAUAUCCUCAAGAGGAUCCUGAUAAGGACAUAAAUCUAGGAUGUUUGUUGUUCAAAGAAAAUCAAUACGAGGAGGCGUUACAGAAGUUUUCGAGAAGUCUGAACGUUGUUGGGUUCAAUGCACAUCUUCAUUACAACAUUGCACUUUGUUACUUUAAACUCAAAGAAUAUCCUCAAGCAUUGAAACAUAUCACUCUAGUGAUUGAAAGAGGCAUCCGGGACCACCCCGAGCUAGCAGUCGGUAUGCAAGCAGAGACUUCGGAAGUAAAAUCUGUUGGAAAUACACUAACUCUGCACGAGACGGCGCUUACAGAAGUAUUUAAUCUUAAAGCUGCCAUUGAAUUUCAACUGAAAAACAUAGAAGCGGCACGUGAAGCACUUAACGAUAUGCCACCCAGACAUGAACACGAGCUAGAUGCCGUAACCUUACAUAAUAUAGCUUUAACUUCAAUCGAUAUAAAACCAACAGACGGUUUCGAAAAGUUGCAUUUCUUGCUACAACAAGAUCCUUUCCCGGCAGAAACAUUUGCCAACCUCUUACUUCUUUAUUGCAAGUUUGAAUACUUCGACCUAGCUGCUGAUGUACUGGCUGAAAAUGCACAGUUUACUUAUAAAUAUUUAACACCAUAUCUGUAUGACUUUUUGGACGCUAUAAUAACGAGCCAAACUUCACCAGAGGAAGCAUUUCAGAAGUACGAAGACAUUGCCUCGAAGCACGCGGAACAACUCAGAAAACUCACAAAAGUGGUCCAGGAAAGCCGAUCUCAGGGAGAUAACGACCAAGUGAAGAAAGCUGUCGUCGAGUAUGAGGAAGCCUUGGAAAGAUACAUCCCAGUGGUCAUGGCACAGGCCAAAAUAUAUUGGGAUAUGGAAAACUACGGACAAGUUGAAAAGAUUUUCCGUAAGUCUGUAGAGUUUUGCAAUGAGUCAGAUGUGUGGCGGCUAAAUGUAGCGCAUGUGCUAUUCAUGCAAGAAAAUAAAUACAAGGAGGCUGCCAGUUUCUAUGAGCCUAUUGUUAAGAAACAAUACGAUAAUAUAUUAGACGUAAGUGCAGUUGUUUUAGCUAAUCUAUGUGUGUCUUACAUAAUGACGUCGCAAAAUGAAGAGGCCGAGGACAUUAUGCGUAAAAUAGAAAAAGAAGAAGAGCAACAAAUAUUUGAGGACCCGCAAAAGAAAUUUUAUCAUUUGUGCAUCGUGAACUUGGUUAUUGGCACUUUAUAUUGUGCGAAGGGAAACUAUGAAUUUGGGAUAUCAAGGGUCAUUAAGUCUCUAGAACCUUUUAACAAACGCCUAGGUACAGACACUUGGUUUUACGCAAAGCGUUGCUUUUUAUCCUUCCUGGAGAACUUGGCUAAACACUUGAUUGUAGUUAAAGAUAACACUAUAAAGGACUGCCUGCAGUUUCUCGAAGGUUGCGAGACUUACGGGCGACGAGUGAGUACUGUUAUUGAAAACCCUUUUCAAGAAGAAGACGCGCACACUAAGGCUAAGCAAACGGUGACAUACGAGGCGCGGCUCUUGCGAUACAUGUUUUAUAAGUUAAGAAAUAUUGAUGAUUCUGUUACUAUAAACAAGUACGAGGAUUUGAAAUAAACGCUUACCUGGAGGUAUUGGUCUUUUAUCGACGCCAGUCUUUCUUGCAUCUCUGUGUUUGAGUACAAAAGUCCGUUGCUGUCCGAAGGAUAGAGACGCUAUAGGUGCUGUUGGAUCUAAUUCUGGUUCAUUGUCUCUGUGCUCGCCCAUGUGAUCGUUACCGUUUCUAUAUCUGUGUGAAAUGUUUGCAUCAAAUAUUCAAUAUCAACAA
Spodoptera littoralis (African cotton leafworm) is the source of this 2315-nucleotide messenger RNA. NCBI's taxonomy places the organism in Eukaryota, Metazoa, Arthropoda, Insecta, Lepidoptera, Noctuidae. The record is from the annotation of a GenBank genome assembly.